CGGGGGCGCGGAGGGCGGGGGAGCGGGCCCGCCUCGCAGGACCGUGCGGGGGCCGUGGGCCGCGCCGUUGGGGAGAGGGCCCCGCGGGGCGGGGCGGGAGCCGCCGCGACCAUGUCGGACCCGGCGCCCCAAGUUCCGGAGGAGAUGUUCAAGGAGGUCAAGUACUACGCGGUGGGCGACAUCGACCCGCAGGUAAUUCAGCUUCUCAAAGCUGGGAAAGCUAAGGAAGUGUCCUAUAACGCACUAGCCUCGCACAUCAUUUCAGAAGACGGGGACAAUCCAGAGGUUGGAGAAGCUCGGGAAGUCUUUGAUUUACCUGUCGUAAAGCCUUCCUGGGUGCUUCUGUCCGUUCAGUGUGGAGCUCUUCUGCCAGUGAAUGGUUUCUCUCCAGAGUCGUGUCAGAUUUUCUUUGGAGUCACUGCCUGCCUCUCUCAGGUGUCAUCUGGAGAUAGAAGUGCCCUCUGGGCUUUGCUUACUUUCUAUGGGGGGGAUUGCCAGCUGAACCUCAACAGGAAGUGCACACAUUUGGUUGUUCCAGAACCGAAGGGGGAGAAAUACGAGUGUGCUUUAAAGAGAUCAAGUAUUAAAAUUGUGACUCCCGACUGGGUCCUGGAUUGCAUAUCGGAGAAAACCAAAAAAGAUGAAGCAUUUUAUCAUCCUCGUCUAAUAAUUUAUGAAGAGGAGGAAGAGGAAGAAGAGGAGGAGGAAGAGGUAGAAAAUGAGGAACAAGAUUCCCCAAAUGAGGGCAGUACAGAUGAAAAGUCGAGCCCUGCCAGUUCUCAAGAAGGCUCUCCUUCAGGCGAGCAGCAAUUUUCACCCAAGUCGAACGCCGAGAAAUCUAAAGGGGAACUGAUGUUUGAUGAUUCUUCAGACUCAUCACCUGAAAAGCAGGAGAGAAAUCUAAACUGGACCCCAGCUGAGGUCCCACAGUUAGCUGCAGCAAAGCGCAGACUGCCGCCCGGGAAGGAGCCCGGCUUAAUUAACUUGUGUGCCAAUGUGCCGCCGGUCCCAGGCAGCAUCUUACCGCCUGAGGUCCGGGGUCACUUAAUAGCUUCGGGACAAAAUCUCCAAAAUUCCGAGAGAUCAGAAAUGAUAGCUGCUUGGAGUCCAGCCGCGCGGACAUUAAGAAACAUUACUAAUAAUGCUGACAUUCAGCAAAUUAACCGACCGUCAAACGUAGCACAUAUCUUACAGUCCCUUUCAGCACCUACAAAAAAUUUAGAACAGCAGGUGAAUCACAGCCAGCAGGGCCAUGCAAAUGCCAAUGCAGUCUUGUUCGGCCAAGUGAAAGUGACGCCAGAGCCACAUCUGCCACAACAGCAGCAUCCGCCCCAGACACAGCAGCACCCAGUUCUGCACCUUCCACCCCAGCAGAUCAUGCAGCUCCAGCAGCAGCAGCCGCAGAUUUCUCAGCAGCCUUACCCCCAGCAGCAGUCGCAUCCAUUCCCACAGCAGCAGCAAGUCCAUCAGCAUCAGUUCCCACAGCAGCAGCUGCCGUUUCCGCAGCAGCAGCUGCAUGCUCAGCAGCAGCUGCACCGUCCUCAGCAGCAGCUCCAGCCCCUGCAGCAGCAGCAUGCCCUGCAGCAACAGUUGCAUCAGCUGCAGCAACAGCAGCUGCAGCAGCAACAACUCGCACAGUUACAGCAGCAGCAGCACAGCCUGCUGCAGCAGCAGCACAGCCUUCUCCAGCAGCAGCAGCGUCUGCACCAGCAGCAGCAGCAGCAGCAGCACAUGCAAACUCAGACGGCGCAGCAUCUGAGUCAGACGCCUGGGCUGCAGCAUCCAGCUGCGCCCGCGCAGCCCCCGCACCCGCAGCCGCCGCUGCCGCAGCACCAGCUUUUUGGACACGACCCAGCAGUGGAGAUUCCAGAAGAAGGCUUCCUACUGGGAUGUGUGUUUGCAAUCGCGGAUUAUCCAGAGCAGAUGUCUGAUAAGCAGCUGCUGGCCACCUGGAAAAGGAUCAUCCAGGCGCACGGCGGCGCUGUGGACCCUGCCUUCUCCAGUCGGUGCACACACCUUCUCUGUGAGAGCCAAGUCAGUGGAAUGUACGCACAGGCAAUACGGGAGAGGAAGAGGUGUGUCACGGCACACUGGUUAAACGCCGUCUUGAAGAGGAAGAAGAUGGUGCCUCCUCAUCGCGCCCUCCACUUCCCCGUGGCGUUCCCCCCAGGAGGAAAGCCGUGUUCCCAGCACAUUAUUUCUGUGACUGGAUUUGUCGACAGUGACAGAGACGACCUCAAGUUGAUGGCUUACCUGGCAGGUGCCAAGUACACGGGCUACCUGUGCCGCAGCAACACCGUCCUCAUCUGUAAAGAACCAGCUGGUUUAAAGUAUGAAAAAGCCAAAGAGUGGAGGAUCCCCUGCGUGAAUGCCCAGUGGCUCGGCGACAUCCUUCUCGGGAACUUCGAGGCGCUGAGGCAGGUCCAGUACAGUCGCUACACCGCCUUCAACCUGGCUGACCCGUUCGCCCCCACCCCGCAGCUGGUUUUCAGUCUCCUGGAUGCUUGGAGAGUUCCACUGAAAGUGUCAGCAGAGUUGUUGAUGGGUGUGAGACUACCUACCAAAAUGAAACAGAAUGAAGUAACUAAUAGCCAGCCUUCUUCCAAAAGAGCCAGAAUUGAAGAUAUACCACCUCCUACUAAAAAGUUAACACCAGAAUUGACCCCUUUUGUGCUUUUCACUGGAUUUGAGCCUGUCCAAGUUCAACAGUAUAUUAAGAAGCUCUACAUUCUUGGUGGCGAGGUUGCUGAGUCUGCGCAGAAAUGCACGCACCUCAUCGCCAGCAAGGUGACGCGCACGGUGAAGUUCCUGACGGCCAUCUCUGUGGUGAAGCACAUAGUGACUCCAGAGUGGCUGGAAGAGUGUUUCAAAUGCCAGAAAUUUAUUGACGAGCAGAACUACCUUCUCCGGGACGCCGAGGCCGAGGUGCUUUUCUCCUUCAGUUUGGAAGAGUCCUUAAAAAGGGCACAUGUUUCUCCACUCUUUAAGGCGAAAUAUUUUUACAUCACACCUGGAAUCUGCCCGAGUCUGUCAACGAUGAAAGCGAUUGUGGAAUGUGCAGGAGGAAAAGUGCUGUCCAAACAGCCGUCUUUCCGGAAGCUUAUGGAGCACAAGCAAAACAAGAGUUUGUCAGAAAUCAUCUUAAUAUCCUGCGAAAAUGACCUUCACUUGUGUCGAGAGUAUUUCGCCCGAGGCAUAGAUGUUCAUAAUGCAGAGUUUGUUCUAACUGGAGUGCUUACACAAACACUGGACUAUGAAUCAUAUAAAUUUAACUGAUGUGUCUGCACUGCCGUGUGACUGGAGUCCCGGAGUGCCAGCUGCUGGACGGAGCGGCCAGUGCUCCCUCACACGCCCUUGUUUUCCAGCUGCUUCCGUAGGUGACAAGCGUUUUAAAGCAGGAAAACAAAUAUAAUAAAUAUACUGCAUCUUAUUAAGAUGUGUAAUUUUAUUCUGAGGAAACAUAAAUUAUGUUUUGUAUUAUAUGACUUUAAGAGCCCACAUUAGGUUUUAUGAUUCAUUUGCCAGGUUUUUAAAUGUUUUCACAACACUGGUGACGGAACUUCAGCUACAAAUAAAAUGGUGUAAAUAAAGACCUUGCUAUCUCUAAAUUAUGGAUGUUAAAGAUUUGAAAUGUUUUGUACUUUAAUUAUUUUUAUUUCUUAUACUCUUUUCUUUUAUAUUGAUAUCUUGCCUACAUUUUAAAUAAAUGUACUUUUGAACUUAGAAUUGAGUGAUCCUUUGUUAUUCCAUGUAUUUUGCGUAAUUUAUAUGAUUUGCAUCAAACUGGAUCACAUUUUAAGUAAUUUCAAGGCAAAAUAUUUUCUAGUAAAUUUUCUCCUAAAGAAAUAAUUUCUAGAAGGCAGCCAUUCUCUAUCAAUGUAAUAAAUAAACCCCCGGGCAGAGGUGUACUCAAAAUAUUUAGCAAUCACUACAACACGGCACCAACCGGUCAGAAGCAUUAAUAGCACAAAACCUGUAUCCGUCCUGCUCUGUUCCAGAUCUGGUUCUAAUGCUCUUCCUGUUGAGUUGUAGGUACAAAAGAAUAAUUGAAGACCACUGUCUUAUCAGGGCAAUAACCACUGAUGUAUUAAUGACUACGAAUAUGCUAAUGCAUUUAAUAUAAUAACAUAAUUGCUGUAUUAAUGUCAGUGUAUUUAGUAUGUUUGUGAUCAGUACUGUCACAGACCUUCAGAUCUGGUCCCACAUCACUGUGCUCAUCAGGUAUGUUCCUGGAACACUGAGUUUAUUUCCAUAACAAUUUCUGAAAUGUCUUCCCAGAAAUAUUUGUGAUCUACUCGAGAGCUUAUUUUUUAAUUGCAGAGUCUCUACCACUAUAUCUGGAACACAGCUUAGGUGGAGCAGGUGUAUUGAAAACAUUAACACAGAGUGCGUUCCCCGUCGUGGGAACUCUCAGCGUUCACAUAGGCCUUGGGUGUUGCUCACACAGUCAAGACAGCAGUACUUACGUGUUUCUCCCAACUCUGCAGGGACAGGACGACUGGAGCUAUUUCUACAAAUGGAAAGGAAAUCACACAAUUUCACAGUUUUAAAGAAAGGAUCAGAAUGUUCCACAUUAUCCAUCCCCUAUGUGACCUUGACCUGUGGUUUUCACAGUGAUCCAUCUGAUUGCCAUGUGGGAACACCUUCAGUCUUAUCAACACGACUGAUUUAUAUUAUUUAUUGUCUACGGGAAACAUUUAUCUGUUAAGCUCUUUGAAAUACGUCCUAACAACAAUUUUUUUCAGAUGUACUACAUGCUGGCACUUACUUGUGUUUUCAGCAAACUGUCCCUCAGAUGUGUCUGCUUCUAAGUCAUACUUCUGUACCUAAGCAAACUCAGAGAGAAUUAUCUGCGAAACUGACCUUUUCCCCUCAUGUACCACAGGUGAAUUAGCAUUGCUAUGAAAUAUCUUGGAUUCUGUAAAAUCCCCUAGAAGUGCAGAAGAGUUCCUAAGUUGGAACAAAGUUUUGAUUGCAGAGUAUUCAGAAUAGUGCCCUGCUGCUUACACCUUGAUGGAAAGUGAAGACGAUGGAAUCAGCGGGCCUUCUGGGGGGAGUGUGAUGCGUCUGCUCAGUCUUCAGUGGAGACGGGGCGUUUGUUUAACCAACACGCAAGUAUGACUGAUUUGAUUAACCUUUCAAGUAGUGCUUUUUUCCAAAAGCUGCCAAGAAAUAAUCCUUAAGAACUCCAGGAGCUGUCUACAGCCAACUGGCCUGCACAGCUGCUAAGCACUGAUUUGGUGGCUCAGAGGAAGUUAGAUAUGAACAUGUAAGAAUAAAGAUUUCAAGUAAAUCCUUCUUAGAGAAGUUGAUUAGAGUAGAAAAAUUAUUUCUCAUGAGAAAAAGAAGUCUCUUUUUCGCGUACACCUCUUGUUUUGUCUGGCUGAGGCUUGUUUAAUAGAAAUAUGAUAUGAACCACGCAUGUAAUUUUAAAAUGUCUAGUAACCACAGUAAAAAAGUGUUUAAAAAUUAAUUUUUAUACUUAUUUAACACAAUAUAUUGAAAAUACUGUUUUAGCUACAAGUAAUAUUUUUAAAAAUGAUUGAGAUAGCUUUACUUUUUGUUUUGGUGCUAAGUGUUUAAAAUCCACUGUGUGUUUUACACUGGGAGCACAUCUCAAUUCUGACAAUAAAUUUUCCUUGGAAAUGU
Molecule: messenger RNA, 5649 nt
Organism: Equus caballus (horse)
Lineage: Eukaryota; Metazoa; Chordata; Mammalia; Perissodactyla; Equidae
Gene: PAXIP1
Product: PAX interacting protein 1
Biological process (GO): positive regulation of transcription initiation by RNA polymerase II
Cellular component (GO): nucleus
Source: RefSeq, a predicted model, not a curated record